AUGCUUCGAUCGAGGAUUGGCCUCGUGCAGAAAGUCGCCAAUGUGCGACCAGUCUGCUUGCAUUGUGGCAGUCAAGGGCGUCUACCAUGGCGGCCCCUACCUGCUGGAAAGACGGCGGGCUUUGUCAAACGCCCGCUAUCAACCACGCGAUCAUUGAGAGCAAUUCCAACAGAUACACUGGAGCCUGUCGACACUAAUGAGACUGUCACUGAGCAAACGGCCGAAGAAGCCUCCAAGUCCAACACUUCUGGUAUUUCGCAAGCCGAACUCGAAACCUAUCGUGAUAUCCGAGAAUACCUCCAUAAAUGGCUCGAGACCAACCCGCUCGUCCUCGAUCCGAUCCAAGACGCCGGCAAUAAAAUGAGCGCUGAAGCAAUCGAAACUUCCAUUGGAACAAUGCUCAACGGCCGAGACCAUGCUGAUUCGCUCUGGACCAGCUCGAAUCUCAGACAAGAAGAGGACUUUGAUACAUCCGAGGAAUCAGAGGGUCAGCACCUUGAACCGGGAGAUUUGGUGGCUCGUCUGUACGCGGAUGGUGUCUUUGGUCUUGCGAUCUAUGUCCGGUCCGUCAAUAAGCAGAAACAGUUCUAUACUGCGAGAGGAAAUUGGAGGAUCUGCAGUAAUCGUGAAAUUGACUUUGUUAUGAAGGGGUUUGCGCCGCCGGAGCUGCUUGAGCCAAUCAUUCCUUACUUCCCAGAUGAAAUUUCUCAGCCCAAGUCGGAGCUGCAGAUUGUUCCUGAGGGUGGACUGCCGCGGCCGCUUGGUGCGCCGCUGAUUACGAUGAUGAACAAUUUCAGUGAGCAUAUGGCCGAUUUUUAUCGCGACCAUUCAAGAUUUCUGGAUAAUGCUUACGAAUUGGUGGCGGACGAGGCGGAAUUCCUUCGUUUGAGUAUCGACGAGUUGACAAUGAAGCUUUUGGGUAUUGAGGAGUCGGAGCUGAAUGCGAUGAAUCUCUUUGCGGUGCAUCAAGCUGUGCGACGAUUUCCCUUCAAGAUGGAAAGGGAUAUCCCCUCUUAUUUCAGCCGGACAUAUCUGAUCCAGCCGAAGAGAAUUUCCAAAGUCGUCGAUCAGGUGUCGGCCUGGGUCCGCGACCACCAGGAGAUGUGCAUCCGCAGUGUCAUGGGAAAGCCGACCGUGGGCGCAAAAGAUCAUCCAAUGUACACCUUUAUCCAAAAGGCGCAGCGGAUGAUCCGCCUCAGUCGAAAGGUUCGCUCGCCGACUAUCAUGUCUAGUGUCGGACCUUCCUCUCAGCAAUUCAAACCGGCAGAGGAUGGCAAGUCGAUGAUAUAUCGCGAAGUUUUGACUGAAAGGUUCACUGCAACUGAUCAGACAAUCCUCGAGUUCAUGCAGUACUAUGUCAUUCCAUCGGUGAUCAUGCCGUCAGGGACGUUGAGAUCGGCCGCCUCGCAUAUCAUGCGCGCGACGGGCAUGUACAACACUCUCGGACUGAGUGAAGCAUCUACUCGUCUUUUCCUGCAGGAAUUGGGAGUGAUCUCUCCGUGGGAGAAUUUGGGUGUCUUGGACCAGAGUCUGUUAUUGCCCGGUCAUGGGAUGUCCCUUCUCGAGGACAUGAAGUGGGAAGAAAUCGAAGAGUCCUGUCAGGAUCUCUCCCUCACAGAUUCGAUGCAACACCUUCGAAAAGACUGGGGUGACCUCCCGGUCUACUGUGUAGAUGAUGUGACAGCACAAGAAAUCGAUGAUGGUGUCUCGGUGGAACGAAUCCCUAACUCAGACGAUACCUUCUGGGUGCGCAUUCACGUCGCCAACCCGACAGCCUUCUUGGAUCCCGAUCAUCCAAUUAUCGAAUAUGCCUCAUCGCGCGUCGCUACCACAUACGUCCCGGAACGAACAUAUCCCAUCCUGCCCUCGGCCCUGACACAAGGCCAUUUCAGCCUGUCGGCCGGACGACCGACAUUGACAUUCAGCGCCAAGAUGAACCUCCAGGGCGAGAUUCUAGACACGGAAGUCGUCAACGGGACCGUCCACAACGUCAUCAGCAUCACGCACCGUACCGUGCGCGAAUUCCUAAACCCAAAUGCAGAGAAAUCCUCUAAAGCUCUCAUUGUCGGCGACUCCUCCUCCAUCACCCCUCCUCCCUCCGACGCAACCUUCCGCAACACCCUCACUCCCGAAGACAAGGAAUCCUUCACAAUCCUCCGUAAGCUAAUGCAAGGAUUCCGCACACAGCGCCAGAAAAACGGCGCAAUGGACCUACCCCAAUCUCGUCCAAACCCCUCCGUCUCUCUCCAAUUCGGCACUCAACCAGUCAAGCCCUAUGAGAUGCAAGUAACGGAAGGACGGUAUUUCGUCGGCGACCCCAUCAUCAGCCUCGGCAUGCAGGACUCCAACCCCCAUGAAGUCCGCGACGAAUCAAAAAACUACCUUAUCUCCCUCCUCAUGAACCUGGCUGGCCAUAUUGCCGGCCGCUUCUGCGCGGACAGAGGCAUUCCUACCGUCUUCGAUGGGACUUGGUAUGACCCCGAAUACACGCGCGUCACGAACGAGAAUAUCGCCCAGUUCGGUGGGCAGGCGUUUUAUCAUUCUGCUCUGCCGAAGGCUCUUUCCAUGUCUGCUCCUGUUCAGCAUCAUAUUCUGGGUUUGGACGCCUAUGUCAAGUGUACGAGUCCACUUCGACGCUUCACCGAUGUCAUCGCACAUUAUCAGAUUGAAGCGGCUUUGCGCUUUGAGGCUGAAAACGGGAGAAAAUUCGCCGCGACUGAUAUCCCGACUGAAUUGUCUGAACUUGAACCCGACGAGACACAGGCACAGAUCCCGGUCGUAGGCGACAUUGCCACGUCCAAGAUUCUGGAAGAAAAUCCAGAACCCGACGAGACACCCACACAGACAGAAACACAAAAACAAGUCCCAGUCGAAGACGACAUCGCUCCAUCCGAAAUCCUAGAAGAAAACCCAGUACCGAACCCACCCUCCCCACUCCCAUACACCCAAUUCGAAAUAAACGACUACAUAGUCCACGCCCAACAAAUAACCACACGCCUGCGCGAGAUCUCGACCUUCGCAAACCAGCACUGGGCAUGCAUGCUGCUCUUCCGCGCAUUCUACUUCGGCGAAUGUGAGCUGCCGUCUUCCUUCCCUGUCUUGCUGCGCACGAAGAAACUAGCCCUCACGCCCGGAGAGAAUGUCACGAAAUAUUCUGCUGUUAUUACGAAUCUUGGCGUGAGCUGUACGCUUACGGUUCCUGAGGAUUGUCCUGGGAAGGAGCACAUGGAUGUUUUUGGGGUUGUUGAGGCAAGGCUUACGGCUGUUGAUAUGGCGACGUUGGAGGUUUCGAUGGAGGCGAAGAGGUUUGUUAGGGCUUUUGAGAGGACGGGUGAGUGGGCUUGA
Messenger RNA from Penicillium argentinense, 3345 nucleotides. Its product is annotated as exoribonuclease II. NCBI's taxonomy places the organism in Eukaryota, Fungi, Ascomycota, Eurotiomycetes, Eurotiales, Aspergillaceae. Gene Ontology annotation, molecular function: 3'-5'-RNA exonuclease activity; RNA binding. The record is from RefSeq and is a predicted model, not a curated record. The transcript is spliced from 2 exons. Gene Ontology annotation, cellular component: P-body; exosome (RNase complex). Bases 1 to 3345 code for a protein of 1114 amino acids. Gene Ontology annotation, biological process: mRNA catabolic process.